AUGCAGGAACUUGAAAAGUAUAAGAAAGGAGUUUAUCCUUACUGCCAAGUUUAUGGCUUAAUGAUCAUGUCUAAGUUUCAAGUUUGGGAUGUCUUGAGCAAUGAAGAAGUGGUUGAGAUAGUUUCAUCGGCUCCAACCCGGUCAUCAGCUGCGAGGAUCUUGGUUGACUGUGCUGCUCGAGAGUGGAAAGCCAAAUAUCCAACGUCAAAGAUGGAUGAUUGUGCGGUGGUUUGCUUGUUUUUGGACGGAAAAAUGGAUGCCGAAUCUGAUUAUGAUGAACAAGGUUUCUCUUCUGCUACCCUUCAAAGCAACCAUUCUGGUAAUGCAGUGGAAUCAGAUGAUGGCCAGAACUCUGAACCCUUUUUGCAGAGAAAUUUUACUGUCCGAUCAUCUGAAGAAAAUGAUCCCUACAAAAGAUUACCAGUUGAAAUAGAAGGAAAUGGGGAAACUGUAGUAGCCGAUGAUCAGGACUGGUCGGGUUUGGAAGGCGUCACACGAGUCAACUCGCUUGUUCAGCUUCCUAGGUUUUCAGAAGAAAGACCGAAACCUUAG
Ilex paraguariensis (yerba mate) is the source of this 552-nucleotide messenger RNA. The record is from the annotation of a GenBank genome assembly. NCBI's taxonomy places the organism in Eukaryota, Viridiplantae, Streptophyta, Magnoliopsida, Aquifoliales, Aquifoliaceae.